CUCCUUCAGCGGUUGUAGAAACAAGGUCCGAGCUCACUUUUCUGCUUCUCCUUUGAAUCUCAGAUUUGUGGAAAAUGCCCGGAGGGUUUCAGGGUCUUUCAGUUCUGCCCGAGGAGGCCCAGCAGCUUUCAGUGUGUAAAGUAGAAGUUUCCUCAGAGCAGCAGGAGAGCAGCUUCAGUCUGAACCAGGAGAUCAUUGAGCCUCUGCACAUUAAAGAGGAACCAGAGGAACCGUGGAGCAGUCAGGAGGGAGAGCAGCUUCAAGGGCCAGAGGUGGCUGAUAUCAUCAAGUUCACUUUUGAUCCUGUCCAGGUAAAGAGCGAAGAUGACGAAGAGAAACCUCAGCCCCCACAGCUUUAUGAGAGACAAGCUGAACAGAUGGAAACAGGAGCUGAUGGAGAGGACUGUGGAGGAGCAGAAGCAGAGAGAAAUUUACAACCAGAAACUGAGGUUAAGAUUGAUGACUUCUCUGACCCUGAGACUGACGACAGUGCUGAUUGGAGAAGGGAGACAACAAAACACCAGUCAGAUUUAAACUCAGUAAAAGACAACAAAAAUAAGACUGAUAAGGAACCACAUCGCUGCUCUGAAUGUGAUAAAACAUUUAAACACAAAAGUCGUCUCAUAGAACAUUUAAGAAUUCACACAGGAGAGAAACCCUUCAGCUGCCCUGAGUGUGGCCAAAGAUUUAACCAUAAAAGAAGCUUGACAAAACACAUGAACGUCCACUUGGGCGAGAAACCCUUCAGCUGCUCUGUUUGUGCUAAAAGAUUUAACCAAAAGGGUACUCUUACAGAACAUAUGAGAAUUCACACAGGAGAGAAACCCUUCAGCUGCUCUGAGUGUGGCAAAAGAUUUAACAAACAGUGUAAUCUUAAAAUUCAUUUGAGAAUUCACACAGGAGAGAGACCCUUCGUCUGCUCUGAGUGUGGUAAAAGUUUUAACAAAAACAGAAACCUGAGCAGACACAUGUUGGUUCACACUGGGCAGAAACUCUUGAGCUGCUCUAAAUGCAGUAAAACAUUUGGCCUGAAAAAUAAUCUGAUAAGACACAUGAGAAUUCAUCUGAGAGAGACACCCUUUGGCUGCUCUGUGUGUGGGGAAGGAUUUUGCCUUAAAGGUCUUCUAACAAAACAUAUGAGAAGUCACCCAGGAGAGAAACGCUUCAGCUGCUUUGAGUGUGGGGAAAGAUUUAUCAAAAAAAGUCAGCUGAGACCCCACAUGAGAACUCAUUCAAGAGAGAAACACUGCAGCUUUUCUAAAUCUGGCCAAACAUUUAACAAGCAAAGUGGCAGGACCCAAAACACAGCAGUUCAUACAAACACAUUAGAAUUAACACCAGAGAGAAACCCUUCGACUGCUCUUAAUGGUCUAAAAGAUUUAGCCAAAACUCUUUCCUGAAAUGGCUCAUGGAUCAUCAGGUUUCAGAUCCUCUUCAAAGCCAAACAGAGGAGAAAAGAGGGGCAGAAACGGGAGCUGAUGGAAAGGAUCAGACCCGGACAGGAACUCUGACCCAGAGAGACAUUCA
This is a messenger RNA of Cheilinus undulatus (humphead wrasse), 1527 nucleotides long. Its product is annotated as zinc finger protein OZF-like. The coding region runs from base 75 to 1400 and encodes 441 amino acids. NCBI's taxonomy places the organism in Eukaryota, Metazoa, Chordata, Actinopteri, Labriformes, Labridae. The record is from RefSeq and is a predicted model, not a curated record. Gene Ontology annotation, molecular function: RNA polymerase II cis-regulatory region sequence-specific DNA binding; DNA-binding transcription factor activity, RNA polymerase II-specific. Gene Ontology annotation, biological process: regulation of transcription by RNA polymerase II. The transcript has 3 exons. Gene Ontology annotation, cellular component: nucleus.